Lycium barbarum (goji berry) is the source of this 1257-nucleotide messenger RNA. RefSeq lists its product as uncharacterized. Gene Ontology annotation, cellular component: cytosol. Lineage: Eukaryota; Viridiplantae; Streptophyta; Magnoliopsida; Solanales; Solanaceae. The record is from RefSeq and is a predicted model, not a curated record. Gene Ontology annotation, biological process: cell wall organization. Gene Ontology annotation, molecular function: UDP-N-acetylmuramate dehydrogenase activity; FAD binding.
AUGGAGUCACAUAUGGCAAACUAUCAACUCCCUCUAAAACCACAAAGAAAGUUACAUUCUUGUCAUGUUAAGAGCAGCAACUUUAGCUUCAACAAGCAAGAACCAUCUCAAAACUCAAAUGGGUUACAUUUUAUUCGCAGGAAGAAGCUACUCCUCUCUACAUUGGAAAUUGGAGGCCCUUAUAAUUGCUUUGUUCAAGUCUUUAACAAAACCCAACUUGUUUCUGCUCUCAGGUACUGUAAUGAGCAAUCCAUGAGAUUCAUAAUCCUGGGUAAAGGCUCGAAUUGUCUGUUUGAUGAUACGGGUUUUCAUGGUUGUGUCCUUCUCAAUCGUAUCGAGUUCUUAGAGAAGAUAGAACCCGGAGUAUACCGGGUAGGAAGUGGCUAUCCAUUUAAUCGUUUAGGGGUUGUGUCUGCAAAUGAAAGUUUUUCAGGGCUUGAAUUUGCUGGUGGUGUUCCUGGAACUGUUGGUGGAGCUGCUUACAUGAAUGCUGGAGCAAAUGUGCAGGAAACAGCUGCUGCUAUUGAUAGCAUAGAGAUCAUCACAAAUGAAGGAGAAUCUAGGAUGCUAAAAAGAGAGGAGCUAAAUUAUGGCUAUAGAUUAUCACCAUUUCAAGAAAUGAAGGAUUUGGCAUCCAUUACUGCAGUUACAUUCUGGCUGAACUUCUCCAAAACUGCACGAGAAAGGCAGCAAGAAUACUUGGCUAGAUGGAGGACACAACCAUUGGGGCAGAGAAGUGCUGGUUCAGUUUUCCGAAAUCCUUCUUCUAUGGGUGUUUCUGCUGCAGAAUUGAUAGAGAAAACUGGGCUAAAAGGGUUGAGAGUUGGUGGAGCUAUGGUCUCAAACAAGCAUGCCAACUUUUUCAUAAAUUGUGGUUGUGUAACUUCUCAAGACAUGCUUGAGCUUAUUGGCUUAGUUAAGGCUGCAGUAAAUCAGAAGUUUGGAGUGGAACUAAAGGAAGAAAUCUUGUACAUUCAUCCAUUUUAGAAACAAAUUACAGAAACAUGUUAUGUUUUCAUUGCCUGAAAAAACCUUUACACUUUGCUGAUAGUAACACGUUGGCUGAUCAUUUAUGGAUAACAUAAAAAGGCCUAAAACAUCGGUUAAUGAGUUCGACGCUAUCUCUUUCCCGGGCUACUAGUUAGAGCUUUGGUGAUGAAGUGAGUAACAAUUCCAACGGGGCAAAACAGCAAGCACAGAGACACGGAAUGGCGGGUUUCAAUGUCAUUCUGCAACCCAUCAUGAUAGACUUGCCUG